CUCGUCGCAUUCUCCCUGCCUCCUGCAAAUUUGAACCUUUUGGGGUGGCAGUUCCUCAUGCUCUCUGAAUGUUUCAUCGCAUCGACGCUGGCGUCCAGCAAAGCGCCAGCGUCUGCGACCCUCCGCGAUGUGGGAGUUUGCGUCCAUGAAUUCCAGCCCACGCUGAACCUGCGCUCCACCUUCAAGAAGAGCUCAACGGCGGCCAAUUGCCUGGCCGUGAGUCCGUCGCACGUUUUCGCUGCGCAGUCCGAGAAAGCUAUUGUGCAUGUGUAUAGCAGGGAGAAGGGCAACCAGGAAGCCAUCGUUCCCUUCCCAGAGCGCAUUCGCAGCAUUGCUGUCGCCGGGGGCAAGAAUGGCGAUGUCCUGGUCUUGGGAACCGAAGGGGGCCGUUUGAUUCUGUGGGAGACAUGCACCGGGCGACAAGUGGCUACGACAGCGUCGCAUCUGCGGCCAGUGACCUCACUCGUGGUCGAUCCCAAUUCCAACUUCAUCCUGUCGGGUUCGUCCGAUGCCAGCAUUCAUGUUUGGUCGUUAGUGGAUCUCUUAUCCUUCACGAAACCUCCAUCCGGCCGUGAUCGUCAGCCUCCGAACUCUCCCAUCCGUACCUUCUCCAACCACCGCGCCAACAUCACCGCCAUCGCUGUGGGUCACAGCGCGGGUCGAUACAACAUUGCUGUGUCUGCUGCAGAUGAUAGCACAGCCAUUGCCUGGGAUUAUCACACCGGCCGUCUCCUGCGCACCUUCCUCUUGCCGUCCAAUGCGAAGUCGCUGGCACUUGACCCGGCCGACCGGGCUUUCUAUGUCGGAUACGAAGAUGGCAGUAUUCAGUCGAUCGACUUCUACAAGAACCAGUCCAUCCAGAACCCUCUCCACGACCCCUCCCUUCAAUCUACUCCCUCGCAACCUCCCGCAGAAGAUCGUUGGGCACCGCCAUCGGCUAAUUGCGGCGCGGCUCAUGCGCUGACCCUCUGCUACGAUGGAAUGACAUUGCUCUCUGGCCACCAGAAUGGCAAGGUUCUCUCAUGGACAGUUGGAAGGAAGAAGUACGCCUCGACUGUGGCUGACUACACACAUCCUGUCACGAACCUGUUUAUGCUUCCUCCCAACGGUCUCCCUCAUCCUUCCCUCGACCUCAAACGGGUAGCACACACCAUCGUCAAGCCCCGCUACGACUCUUCCCUGUCGGAAACCUCUCAAGCAGCAGGCGCCGUUCCAGCCGACUACACCUUCAGCACGCACCUCCUUCCCUCCGUCUCAUCCAAGCCCGACUCUGCUAAGCCCGACCAAUUCACCGAAGCCUUCUCCCACGCGUGCUUCCCUGAAUCCAUGCUCGAAGAAGGCCUCGCCGAACUAGCUGCCUUCAGCCAGCCCACUAGCAACGGAGUUCCAGUCUCCUCGAUAGCACAGGGCAUUAGCGACGAAGACCUAGCGGCGAAGGAUUCCCAAAUAUCCCAACUGGAGGCGGAACUCGCCACGUUGAAGAAAAAGUCCUCUGUGAACGAGACCGCCCGCCAAUCCACAACAGACGAAGUAACUAAGCUUCGCUCUGACCUCGCCAACCUGCACGAUUAUAUCAACGAGCUUCACGAGAACCAAGAACAGGCGCAGCGGGAGAAGAUCCUCCGACAGGCGCGGAAAGAAGAGCGGGAGACCCGCCGUCGGGAGGCCUGGUUCGCAGCCGAAAAGAAGGGCAAGAAGGGAGAUGCAGUUCUCCGAAACAUGGACGCCGAGGAUACCGUUAUGACGAGCGAUACGGAUGAUCAGAGCAGUGAUGAGUAGACUCUUUUUCUCUAUCCAUUACUUUACAGAUAGAAUGUGAGGACCUGUGAAAUCGACGCCGAAAAUGAC
This is a messenger RNA of Aspergillus costaricaensis CBS 115574, 1848 nucleotides long. Its product is annotated as putative ribosomal assembly complex component Ipi3. Gene Ontology annotation, cellular component: nuclear pre-replicative complex. The coding region runs from base 58 to 1779 and encodes 573 amino acids. The record is from RefSeq and is a predicted model, not a curated record. Gene Ontology annotation, biological process: DNA-templated DNA replication; rRNA processing. Gene Ontology annotation, molecular function: protein binding. NCBI's taxonomy places the organism in Eukaryota, Fungi, Ascomycota, Eurotiomycetes, Eurotiales, Aspergillaceae. The transcript is spliced from 2 exons.